AUGAUUGUGAGAAGAAAGAUGUUUAUUUCAUUUUAUAUCAUCGGCCUAAUCGUUUUAUUGAUGGAGAUCAUCAUAGGGAUGUUUGGAAAUGGAUUUAUAGCAUUAAUUUAUUGCAUAGACUGGGUCAAAAGCAGAAAACUAUUUUCAUGUGACAUGAUCCUGACCUGUUUAGCCAUGUCCAGAAUUCUCUUGCAGGGGAUAUUUACAGCAGAUCUCUUCAUCCACAUCUUUGCUCCUGGGACAUUUCAUUUGAAUCAAGUACAGAUAUCUCUCAGCUUCCUGUGGUUCUUUGCAAACACUGUUGGUCUCUGGUUCACUGCCUGUCUUGGCAUUUUCUACUGUGUGAAGAUCACCAUCUGCAACCAGCCCCUCUUCCUUCGAAUGAAGCAGACAAUCUUUGUGAUGGUCCCCAAGCUGCUCCUGUGGUCACUGCUGGUCUCCUUUGUUACCUCUAUCCCAUUGAUUUGGGGUGCAGCAUCUUUCAUUCCUUUUAUCAUCUUUUUGACAACAUCCAUCCUGUUAAUUUCCUCUCUGUGGAGACACACCAGGAACAUGCAGUGCAAUGCAACCAGCUUCUGGGACCCCAGUACAGAGGCCUAAGUAAGUGCCAUUAAGGUUCUGAUCUCUUGCCAUAUUCUCUAUAUUUUCUAUUUUGUAGCUGUGACUGUGCUCUCAUUACCUACUUGUUUGACUGAUCGCACCUGGACACCUGCAAUCACUUCCAUGGUCCUUGCUGCUUAUACUCCAGGGCACUCCCUUAUCCUGAUUCUAAUUAAUCCUAAAUUGAAGCAGGCAUUGGUGAGGAUUCUGCAGAUUAUCAAGUGCCAUCUGAAAAGAGAUUUUUUAAAUCCUAUCACAUGA
This is a messenger RNA of Malaclemys terrapin pileata, 861 nucleotides long. RefSeq names its product taste receptor type 2 member 9-like. Gene Ontology annotation, molecular function: bitter taste receptor activity; G protein-coupled receptor activity. The record is from RefSeq and is a predicted model, not a curated record. Gene Ontology annotation, biological process: G protein-coupled receptor signaling pathway; sensory perception of taste; detection of chemical stimulus involved in sensory perception of bitter taste. Lineage: Eukaryota; Metazoa; Chordata; Testudines; Emydidae. Gene Ontology annotation, cellular component: membrane. The transcript has 2 exons.